CUCUGGUGGCUGCGUGCGUAUCUCUGGUCAGGCUUUCCCCGCGUUCAUACCAAACCCCCCUAGACCACUUGGGGCCCAGAGAGUGUCUAGAUAUAAGACGCAACUCAAUUCUCUUUUGGCUGCAUCUACCACUUUUCAAGCAUUGAUCCUGUCUUUCGGUUUGACGCCUACGUUACGCUACCCGCUUCCCUCCUUUCGUUGCCUUUGGAACCUUCGUUCUCUUUUCCUUCGAAAGACUGUAUCUAAGCCCGUUCAUCGCGAUCAGCCCACGGACACCAGUAUCGCUGGUUACGUAUCACCCCGCACGAUCCUCCUUCCAACAGCCACCAAGAUCCGGACUCUCCCCUGAUACUUCCGAUACCGAAAUACGAAUGGCUUCAACCCCGAACAGCACUGUUUUAGCAGUGAAGGCGCAGUGCCAAGCACCCAUGGGAUUGAAAUGGGCAUGCCUCGAGAAAGGUGCACCCGUUUCGAACGGACUGCCAUAUACAGGAAUCAUGCUUGCCACUUGCCUUAUUAUCUUUGGCCUGAUCAAACAGUUUGCGCUCGAGGAAUACCUGAUGAGAAAGCAAGAACUAUACAAGCAUACAUGGAAACGGUUAAGCCAUCGGGACCAAAGAACAUUGGUCAAUCACCAUCUUUCGCUGGGAGUAAAGUCACUCAUACUUAUCAUUGUUCCAUUCAUGAUUAUAGUCUCCGGUCGCCAGUUCGCAUAUUCCCCCAUACCACGUUCACCUAUAUCUGUCGGCGACAUGAUGUUUGUAGUAUCGAAUAUAUAUACCGCCAUGUAUGUAUUCGAACUCUGCUACCGGACGGGCAUAUCACCGAUUGCGUGGCUACACCAUACUGGAACGGCUAUUAUGGCACAAUACGCGCUUUUGUUGUCGCGCGAUAAACGCCAUAGCGACGGUAGCAUUGAGCUGAUUCUGUGCUUACUAUGGGCCAUACCGCAUGCCACUUUCAUCAUGUAUCGUCUCUAUCCCACCUCGCACGCUACUCUAUAUCGCUGGUUCACUAUCGCCACGAUCGUGAUGCUUCUCUCCACUCUACUCGAGACUGCAAUUGUCUUCUGGAUAUAUGUGGCGUUGUUUAAGCGCUGGCGUGCAGAGCUCAAGAUUGUAACGCCCAUUAUGCAUAUGCUGUUCACAACAGCGCAACUGUGGGGGGCAAGAGCGCUCAGAGGAUUAGCACAGAAACAGAAGAAGUUGCUUGAACAGGAGAAAACCAGGAAUGUAAAUUAG
Molecule: messenger RNA, 1241 nt
Organism: Periconia digitata
Lineage: Eukaryota; Fungi; Ascomycota; Dothideomycetes; Pleosporales; Periconiaceae
Source: the annotation of a GenBank genome assembly